GUUUUGCUCUGGUUGUGGACAGGAAAAGUUGGCACAAGAUGCCAAUUACUGCUCAAAGUGUGGAACUAAGUAUUCGGAAGGUGCAAAGCCCACUGGUGCGCCAAACAAGAAGUCGUUCGCUGAAUUUCGCAAGCGGAAAGAAGAUAAUCGCACGCAACAUUUUCACAAGAAAUCCAAGUUAAACACUAUCCCUACAAGUAUUCAAGAUGUUACAAUUCAGAUAGGUUUGAUGGCUACCAAAGACGGCGAAAUAAGAGUGAAACGGGGCUCCAACCUUCCAUUGAAAGUGUCGCCUGUAACCAAAUAUGACGAGUUACGAGAAAAAGCAGUGGAAAAACACAGUGUAUUCAACACUGAUAUUCUCAAUCGACCGACGGGAUUCAAACUGCUUUAUCCAGAUAAACGCAUUGCUGAGAAGGUUCCUGGCACAAAUGAGGAAUUUGUGCUUAAGUUAUACAAGGAUAAGCUGGGAAAGCCAUACAGCAGAAUAACUCUGUAUCUAGCCACCCAUAGCGACUACCUUGAGCAUCUUACUUCUGGAUUGUUCGAUGAUGAAUACUCUGAAGGCUCAGAUGACUACCAAAAGCUAGCCAGCUCCAGCACUACCACUUCUACUUCUACUUCUCUAAGCAUUGAAAAUGGCAACAACACUAGCAUAACAAAUCCAGCUGGUUCUACUCCCACUUCCUCUAGAUUGUUUGCUGUUGUUGAGGACGAUUGUGCGAAAAGCAUUACCACUUCCUUUCCCACUCCAACAACUGCAAGUGCUUUAACUAACACUAGUACAACAAAUACAUCCAGCCAAGUAGUAGUUUUUAUGCCUACUCCUACAUCUCCUAAUGAUGAUCAACAGCCAUCGACAUCUGGCUUGGUUGAAUGUCCAAUCUGUUUGGAGUUGUUUUGUUCCUCAGAUGUUGAGGAACAUGCUGCAUCUUGCUCAGCAUGGUUGUUAGAGGAUGAGCAGCCUUAUGACUUGAAAGCUGACUCAAACAAUGAAACCACAUCAAUGGCUGACUAUGAUCCUAAAGAGGCAAAAAGGAUCUUAAAAGACGAAAUCACGAAAGUUAUGGGUGGAUGGCCAACAAUACAGGUGACUAGGGUCUCUUUACGAAGAAAGUUCCUGUGGGAAGAUUUUAAAAGUGCAAGGCAAAAAAAAAUCCAACCCACAUCUGUUGUUAAAGUGGUCUUUGUUGGGGAGCCAUGUGUAGAUGAUGGUGGACCGAAAAGGGAAUUGUUUACAGAGUUGUUAUCAAUGAUGCAGACAAAGUAUUUUGAUAGUGGCUAUCCAACAACAUCGGGUGUUGCUUUGGCCAGCAAUGAUUUCAAGCUUUGUGGAGAGAUAAUGGGCAUGUCAAUCUUACAGGGUGGACCAGCUCCCAACUUCUUGGCACCACCAAUGGCAAACUAUAUCCUGGGAAAGGAGCUAUCCCCAAUCGACAUCAAGGAUUCUAAACUAAAAGAAGCUGUUGAUAAUUUAUCAAAGGCAACCACAGAUGCUGAGGUGAGAGAAUCUCUCAUGAGUGAAAGGACUUUCGAAGUACUUGGAAUGAUUGGGUACAGAAGUAUUCCACAAAGAGAAACAAUCACAUCUGCCAAGGCAAUUGUACA
Messenger RNA from Stylophora pistillata, 1608 nucleotides. RefSeq lists its product as uncharacterized. Gene Ontology annotation, molecular function: ubiquitin protein ligase activity. Gene Ontology annotation, biological process: protein polyubiquitination; ubiquitin-dependent protein catabolic process. The record is from RefSeq and is a predicted model, not a curated record. NCBI's taxonomy places the organism in Eukaryota, Metazoa, Cnidaria, Anthozoa, Scleractinia, Pocilloporidae.